Molecule: messenger RNA, 2124 nt
Organism: Physcomitrium patens
Lineage: Eukaryota; Viridiplantae; Streptophyta; Bryopsida; Funariales; Funariaceae
Product: AT-hook motif nuclear-localized protein 16
Cellular component (GO): nucleus
Molecular function (GO): minor groove of adenine-thymine-rich DNA binding; DNA-binding transcription factor activity
Source: RefSeq, a predicted model, not a curated record
AAGACUAUUUUAAUGCGAGAUUUCCAAUGGAUGGCUUGCCUUGUCUUGUUCUAUGCCCUUGGGCACUUAAGGAACCACGGAGCCCAGGGACCUCUGGGGAGACCAUCCGCGUGGGCUCGGCAGCUUCCAACACUCGCCGCAGGUAGCUGAAUCCCAGUGCUUGUGUAUUUCCCCUCCCUUCCGGUGCAGCACUAUAGAAGGAUUGCGUGUAGAGGCCAGCAGCAGAGAUCGACGACACGACGACUGGACUGAUGGUGGUGGGGAGGAGGAGUCCGAGACGCGAAAACGGUGAUCGAGGUGGGAACGGCAAGGGUUGUGGUGGUGGUGGUGGUGCAUGGGCAUAGAGGCCGUGAGGAAGGAGAAUUGGAGACGGGGAGGUGGAGGUUGAAGGGGACGGAGGGUCGGGGAUGUGCAGAGCGGUGGUGUCGACGGUGAGAGGACGCAGGGACGAGGGCGAUAUGGGUUGAAGGAUUCUGAGAGGGAUGUUCUGAGAAUUUAGUAACAGGUCUGAGGAGGAGGAGGCGGAGGAGGGUUGCGGCGAGAGAAAAUAAGGCGAGGGUGAAGGGUGAUGAGGAAGGAGGAGGUAGGGUGGUGCCGGGUAUGUGUACAUGGCCGGGUUGGAAGAUGUGGGGGCACGGCCCUCCGGCGCCCCUUCUGACGACGAGCAGAGUGGAAGCAGCGGGCGGGGAAGGAAGCGAGGAAAGCAACCAGCUGAGAACCAGUUGGCCAUACUGGAACCCGGGCGGAAACCCAGAGGGCGGCCGCCAGGAUCCAAGAAUAAACCAAAACCUCCUGUGAUCAUAACCCGAGAAAAUGGAAACGCGAUGCGGCCGCACAUACUGGAAGUUGCUGGAGGAUGCGAUGUAAGCGACUCCGUCGCGUCGUUCUCACGGCGACGGCAGCGAGGGGUGUGUGUAAUGGGCGCCAGUGGCACCGUGUCGAAUGUGACUCUCCGGCAACCCACAACUCCCGGAGCGACGGUUACCUUUCAUGGGCGUUUCGAGAUCAUUUCUCUCUCAGGUGCAUUCCUACCUCAUCCGUCAUCGGCUCCCACGACUGGGCUCACUGUAUCACUUGCUGGUGCCGCUGGGCAAGUGCUAGGGGGCAGCGUGGUUGGGACUCUCAUGGCAGCAGGACCUGUACUCGUGAUCGCGGCGUCUUUUAUCGGUCCUACGUUUGAACGGCUCCCUCUUGACAACGAUGAUGAAGGCUUGACCAUGGGCGGGGGAAGCUCCAGUCAACAACCGCCUUUAGCUAUCCAGGCGCCGGAGCUCAAUUAUCCUGCGGGAUUGCAAUCGCUAUACAGCAUUGUCACGCCGCAGAAUCCCAACCUGAGCAACCAACCCCAGCAAUUGUCCACGCAGGACGUGCUAAGCCAAUGGGCCGGAGGUGGGGGAGGGGGCCAUCCUCACCACCCGCACGCGGGUCAUGCAGGUCAUGUUCAUCAUCAGCGGCCGCCACAGUACUCAUGAAGCUGGUUGCGCGUCCGCAAUCCAUCAAAUCUUUGCUAAUGCCGCGGCAAAGAAUCAGAAAGCCAUCUACUGCAAGAUCUAUCACGCUCGAGAAGCAGUUUGUUGAGAUGAUUAGUUAAUAAUUACAGAUGAGAGACUUGAACGUAAUUUGGUAGACGAUCAUGCUCUCAUUCCUACUUUUUUAUUCGCAAUCAUUGCGAUAAACUGGCCGCCGAAGAAGAGUUAUGAUGACGGUACUCCAACCGGAGUUACUGCUAGAAGUGGUACUUAGCUCUUCCUUUUGGCGGCAGCAACUUCUUCGGCAUCCAGGUGUUGUUUUCUGAUCCUCAAGUUCAGGAGGUUUCCCAGGAGUUGCUUUCAUGGCUUAUGUCUAGGUCUUUGUCAAAGCAUUUUUUGUUAGUCUGUGUAGGCACGGUUGUUGUUUCGCCCUUUUCUGUGCAGUAAUUGACGAACUUUAGCCGCAAGCGAAUCUCCUUCUCAUGUUGUGAGCACGACCAUUUUAUUAUCCUUACAUGGACGAUCCUCGUCUCUAUCUUAAUUAAUUAUCAGUUGACUCUAUCGUAGUCCAGUUUAUGUUAUGAUCAGAAGCUAGUUUACUUCUUCCACAGUUGAUUUAACAUUUGAUUGAAUAGAGAAAAAAGCUAUUUUUGCA